Molecule: messenger RNA, 1147 nt
Organism: Rhinopithecus roxellana (golden snub-nosed monkey)
Lineage: Eukaryota; Metazoa; Chordata; Mammalia; Primates; Cercopithecidae
Gene: MOS
Product: MOS proto-oncogene, serine/threonine kinase
Exons: 1
Coding region: 1-1041 (346 amino acids)
Biological process (GO): protein phosphorylation
Molecular function (GO): ATP binding; protein kinase activity
Source: RefSeq, a predicted model, not a curated record
AUGCCCUCGCCCCUGGCCCUACGCCCCCACCUCCCCAGAGAGUUUUCCCCGUCGGUGGACGCGCGGCCCUGCAGCAGUCCCUCAGAGCUCCCUGCGAAGCUGCUUCUGGGGGCCACUCCUCCUCGGGCCCCGCGGCUGCCGCGCCGCCUGGCUUGGUGCUCAAUUGACUGGGAGCAGGUGUGCUUGCUGCAGAGGCUGGGAGCCGGAGGGUUUGGCUCGGUGUACAAGGCGACUUACCACGGUGUUCCUGUGGCCAUAAAGCAAGUGAACAAGUGCACCAAGAACCGACUAGCAUCUCGGCGGAGUUUCUGGGCUGAGCUCAACGUAGCAAGGCUGCGCCACGAUAACAUCGUGCGCGUGGUGGCUGCCAGCACGCGCACUCCCGCGGGGUCCAACAGCCUAGGGACCAUCAUCAUGGAGUUCGGUGGCAACGUCACUUUACACCAAGUCAUCUACGGCGCCGCCGGCCACCCUGAAGGGGACGCGGGGGAGCCUCACUGCCACACUGGAGGACCGUUAACUUUGGGAAAGUGUCUCAGGUACUCCCUAGAUGUUGUGAACGGCCUGCUCUUCCUCCACUCGCAAAGCAUUGUGCACUUGGACCUGAAGCCCGCGAACAUCUUGAUCAGUGAGCAGGAUGUCUGUAAAAUUAGUGACUUCGGUUGCUCUGAGAAGUUGGAAGAUCUGCUGUGCUUCCAGACACCCCUAUACCCCCUAGGAGGCACCUACACCCACCGCGCCCCGGAACUCCUGAAAGGAGAGGGAGUGACGCCCAAAGCCGACAUUUAUUCCUUUGCCAUCACUCUCUGGCAAAUGACUACCAAGCAGGCGCCCUAUUCGGGGGAGCGGCAGCACAUACUGUACGCAGUGGUGGCCUACGAUCUGCGCCCGUCUCUCUCCGCUGCCGUCUUCCAGGACUCGCUCCCCGGGCAGCGCCUUGGGGACGUCAUCCGGCGCUGCUGGAGACCCAGCGCGGCGCAGAGGCCGAGCGCGCGGCUGCUUUUGGUGGAUCUCACCUCUUUGAAAGCUGAAUUCGGCUGACUGAAAACCUGGGUCAAGAUAAGCUUGUGUCUGAUUCUGUUUGUUUUUAAAGGAAGUGGAGAUGUCGAAGAAAACAUAUUUGUGGGAUGGAGUUUUAGAAAAUAAA